CGGCAUAAAUCAAUAAAGUCAAUAAACAGCGUGUUACAAAAUAGCAGAUUCCAAUACGGCAUAUUUAAGAAAAUAUAUAUACGGCAAUUUAAAGUGCGAAAGCCACGUAAUAAAGCUACCAACUACAGGAAGAAAGUCUAUCCUAUCAAUAUAUUAGUUGUAUAAUAAAUCGCAAAGUCAUAUAAAAUGUGGUUUAUAUCAAUAAAAUUUAUCAUACUGCUCAUCACUGCAGUAGUGGUUUACUUUUACACAUCAUUACACCUGUUCAAGGCAGUUUAUAAAGCAUCAGACAUCAUAAUCGAUGAAUUAUUCCACAUACCCCAAGGCAUUGCUUACUGCGAGCGAAACUUCUCAAGAUGGGACCCAAAAAUAACAACAUUACCAGGUCUAUAUCUAGCUUCAUCUAUUCUAUCUGUGUUCAGUCUAGAUUGUAACACAUACAACUUGCGUUUCAUAAAUUUAAUCGCGUCAUGUAUGAAUUUAGUAAUUUUCGCUUUCCUAUUAAAAUUCAUAUACGGACACACGGGAAGUCAGAUAAAGAUUGUUCUACAGGCAUUAAGCUUGGCUAUUUUGCCGCCUCUAUACUUUUUCUCCUUCGUAUACUAUACUGAUACAUUGUCUUUGCUUAUGUUAUUGAUUUUCUCUAUAAUGUCCAUUGUGUAUAAGAGUUAUUGGCUAGUGUUUCUAAAUGGGGGGCUAUGUGUGUUAUUUCGGCAGACAAAUGUUGUGUGGAUAGCUAUGAUGCUUGGACAUAGGGUGAUAGAUUUGUUCAUAAGAAGUUCUAGGGUGUACGGUAACCAGUAUUUAAAUAAAUCUGCUAUCCGUCGGAGCAUAAUCGCUAAUAACAUAGACUCAUCUAAGUUAAAACGGUAUUAUAACUUGAAUGAUAUUGUUAUAGCCAUAAAAUACCACGUAAGCACAUGUUUUGUGAAUGUGUUUAAGUUUUUAACAAUAUCGGACUUUGUUUUGAUGUUCCAGCAAGCGUUGGUGUUGCUAGGCUUUGUGGUUUUCGUUUAUGUUAACGGUUCGAUCGUUGUGGGUGAUAAAAGCGCACAUCAGGCAACACUGCACUUGCCGCAGAUGUUGUAUUUCCUUUUAUUCUACGGUGUGUUCGGGUUGCCGUAUGUGUUGGCUAAAUUUUCGUCUACGUUGAAAUUGAUUAUGCGACACAAACUGAAGGUUGUGUUCUUUGCUGUUUUAUUUGCAGCCAUUGUUCAUUUUAAUACAUUGGUUCAUCCAUACAUAUUAGCAGAUAAUCGACAUUAUACAUUCUACGUUUGGAAUCGUUGGUUUGGCAAAUAUGAUUAUGCAAAAUAUGCAACGAUACCAGCAUACAUUUUCCUCCUGUUCAGCUUAUACGAUAAUUUGAAGGACCAGAAUUGCGUUGCGUUUUUAUUGCCAUACACAAUCGCUUUGUUUUUAACUUUGUCUCUGCAGAAAUUACUAGAUGUGAGGUACUUUUUAGUCCCAUAUAUAAUUGUUAGGUUGCGUUUCGCUAAAUCGUCGUACAAAGUUGCCUGUUUCGAGUUCUUGUGGUAUUUGUCAAUGAAUGUUGCCGUGUUUUAUGUGUUUUUCAAUAAGGAGAUUAAAUGGGUUGAUUUCGAUCAGCCUCAACGGAUUAUCUGGUAGAUUUAUCUAGAACAUUCCCGAAAAUGUGUCAAUUGUUAUAAUAUUUGCAUUUCAAAAGAAAAAUUUGUAAAGAUUUCAUGUGAAUUCAGUUCAUGCAGGCAUGAAUAAUGAAUAAAUUUUGAUAUAAGAGCAUGCUAUGAAUUUUGUAUCUGUACUGUAUAAUUUUAUUUAUAUUAUUAUUUAUUAACAUUUAUAAUUCAUUGUCAUUUACUAAUUUACAUAUUAUAUUGGUUGUAUCAUCAAUAAAAUUAAAAUAAAUAAUUAUGUUAUUGCCAUAUCACAAAUCAUAGAUUAUUCUGUUCUUAAUUUAAACUGCAACAGCUUCAGUUGGUGACUCUUUGCUUAAACAAAGGCGUUUGGUACAAACUU
Messenger RNA from Zerene cesonia (dogface butterfly), 1998 nucleotides. Its product is annotated as putative Dol-P-Glc:Glc(2)Man(9)GlcNAc(2)-PP-Dol alpha-1,2-glucosyltransferase. The transcript has 2 exons. Lineage: Eukaryota; Metazoa; Arthropoda; Insecta; Lepidoptera; Pieridae. Gene Ontology annotation, molecular function: dolichyl pyrophosphate Glc2Man9GlcNAc2 alpha-1,2-glucosyltransferase activity. Gene Ontology annotation, biological process: dolichol-linked oligosaccharide biosynthetic process; protein N-linked glycosylation. Gene Ontology annotation, cellular component: endoplasmic reticulum. The record is from RefSeq and is a predicted model, not a curated record. Bases 187 to 1629 code for a protein of 480 amino acids.